AUGGCUUCGGCUCCUCCUGCUUCUGGCGCGCCCGGGAGACCGAUGGCAGAGACGGGGGCCCUAGUGGUGUCUUACUCGGCGCGACUGUGGAGGACCAUUCUCGCAUUGCUACCUUCCUCGGAUUCAAAGCUCCUUAAGGUGAUCUCGGAUCUCUUUUCGGGGAUUUUUUCUUCUCGCGGGAGGCAACAGCGGCGGGGUGGGCGACAGUUGCGGGAGUCUGGCCUUCCCCUUCCGCUGCAUUUUCACUCCGUCGAAACUUCCCUGUAAGCUUGGUCCCUCUUCUUUGUUUAUUCUCGUUUUCUCCUCCAAUUGACUUGGUAUCUUGAUGCUCUUUGACAUGAAAUCCGAUGUGACGUUUGUCGUGGCGAAGAUGGGAUGGAAAUUGAGCUAUUUUAAAUGAAAUUAUUCAGCUGAUCCCGCAGUGUCGUUGCUGGGUUGUUUGAUAACCCGGAAGCAAACUAUUGAAAAUCAGGAAAAAAUAAUGGAAAAUAUACAAUGGUGAUGAGGAAACUGCAGUAUAUACGUUUUCUUAAAAUUCGUCUCGUCGUGAUCUUUAAAGUUUCAUUUUAUCAACCUAUGUUUGACUGGAUCCGAUCAUUGGCCCGAGAAUUUGUGAAGUUUUCUUAAUGCUUAUCCAAUAUCGCCCAUGCUCAAGGUGGUGUGAAGUCCUUUAUCAUAGGAACCUUCUGCCUCAGAUAAUUUCUCAAGUUUACUGUUAAAUAAUUAUCUUCUUGGCUGCAGUUUAAGCUCGUAGAACUUCAGAAAAAUCCUUAUAGAGAGAAUCUCCUGACCUUCUAAAAUAAUCUGUACAAAUAGGGGAAGAGAUAGUCAUAACAUUGUUGUUUGAUAUUCUCUAUGAAAACAACCAGCAAUAGACUGACUAAAACAUAUAAAAUAUCUUAUCACUCGGGUGAAAAACAAGAGUCUGGGAAAAUGAAAAGCAGUUGUGGAAUGCUGGAUGCACAUGCCAUACUUCAUUUUACUUAUGAUUUUCGAAGCCGAUACCAUGUAUGAUAUCAUGAUCUCAUUUUCUUAGGAAAAAAAUUAGCUAUAAGGAUUUUUAAUAUUCUAUUUAUUUUCUUAUGUUAAUGCCUAAUUUCGCUUAAAUGAAAAUUAGUCUGUUUUUCCGGGAAUUAUAAAGGAAAACUGAUUUUGUGUCAAUAGUUGUUUGGGAGAAAGGUUCUGAGAGAUUCAAAUAACUUUUUUGAUGACCAUGUAUGCGCAGCAUGGUCCCAUGUCAGAUUUUGUCCAUGAAUUUUAAUACUUAAAUGCUGACUCGUAGAUGGUGCCUGUGAGAGCUACUGUAUUUAGUAUUCCCCGAACUUCUUUUUUCUGUUUAUUCAUUUCUUCUUAUUAUUAAAAAUGACCUAUUUGUGAUGUCCUCGUUAAUGGGUUAACUUAUUUAUUCGUCCGGUUGACUAAUGAGUGAUUAAUUGAUGCUUUCGAGAAACCAAUGGAAUGAAAGGAAACUAUAUCUGAACUUGAAGCCUUAGAUAACCUAAUGGAAAAAUAGCUUCUUGAUUCUGGCACAUGAUGACUAUGUGUACAUCAAUAUUGAGUUUAUGAUCGUUGCUUAUAAUUAUCAAAUCCAGAUAAUGUCAGUUGUAUCUAUCUAGGGCCACGAUUGAAGCAUCUAGAGUACUUGGUAUUUUAGAUGACAUUUUGAACCACGUCUUGUCAAGCUUACACAUUAUUCAUAAGAGUCUGCAAUUCUGGGAAUCUCGAGCAGAGGUAACACCAUAGUGAAAUUCUCUUGAAAGUGAACAAAAAGUUGUUCUUGAACUUAUUGGUAAGAGGUCCUCAAACUGGCUUUUCAGGGAACGUAUGGUCAGAAAGUGUACUUUAUGGUUUUUGAACGAGGACCAAAGGCAUUCGUCAAGGAAACAAUUCAUCUGAUAGGCAGACGCAGGGUUGAAGGGUCUUCAAUGCAGCAUCUUUAUCGUUCUGCAGCUAUGACAAUUUCUGAAAAAAUAUCUGUUCUGACUAGUUUGCAAAGUUGUCUUGCCAGAUUUCUUGCAGAGGUUUGCUUUCCAAUUUUUUAUGACCAUGAUGUAGACCUUUCAAGUUGAAUCAAUUCUUAUUUUAAGAUUUUCAUGGAGUUUUAACCUUUGGUUCUUUUAAAAUUCUCAAUUUUUUUAUUUUUUAUUUUUUACAACCUCUUAGUUUUCCACGUUUUUAAUCUUACAAAGCCUUAAUUUUUCCCACCUCUUAUUUUGUUUAAACUUUUUUCAUUUUUACUUGCUUUAUUUAAAAAUUUCUAUUGCAUAUUUGAGAAAAAAUAAUACUUCUUCUAAAAUUACUAUUAAAUUGAUGGAACCUAGUGCUGUGGCAGAAUAUAUAGCGUUUUUGAUACUUACAUGAAAUGUUAUAAAUCAUUAAACUAAUAAAAAUAUUCAAUGCUACUUGUGAAGUGCAUUGAAUAUUUUUAGAUUUAUGUAAUGUACUCUUCUUGUAAUAUUAUAGCACGACUUGGCAGUAAUUUGAGUUCCUAUUUGGGUACACAUUUAUGAGUUUAAUGCAGUCCAAAGCAAUGUUUGGAAAGAGAAAACGGAUGUCCAUAGGAAUAAACCGUGUUUUAUAUGUUGAAGCAUAGAUACACUCCGUGAGAGCCCCACUUCACCUACUCGUGGAUAUUUAUAAAGUAUAGAUACAGAAAAAUGUUUUUGAUAAAAGUGGAUUCUACAUUUCGUUUCCUUUAGUUAUACCUCGAUGCUGUAUCUUAAUGGUCAACGGUUUGGAUGAAUCGUUAUAGUUUUGGAUGCAGAUUUAUACAGAAGUCGACAAGUAUGGUGAAGGCGUAGCAGUUGAUCUUGAGAAGUUGUUGCCAUCACUAUUGAUGGCAAUAAAUGGCCUGUUUACUGGUCUUGAAGCAUCAAUUGGCCAUUCUAAAGAAAUCUAUAAGGUCAUCUUUGGAUUCUUUUAAUUCUUGACUUACAUGUUUGCCAUCAACUAUUUUGAAUAUGUUUCCCUGUCAAGUGUAGGAAUGAUUGAAUAUCUGCAGAUUGUAUUGACAGUUAUCAUAUUAAUAUUCUUCUGAUUCUUCUUGCUCUGAUACAUUUGUAGAGUGAUCUUUCCUUCUUGGCGGAUGGAUGCGAUUCAAGUGCCCUUUUGUUUGAGAAAAUUCCUGAAAUUCACGUCAUAAGGUCUCAAUGGACAGAUACUGAGAUUAGCAAUGCAAUCAAUUUGAUAUAUCAAAAUCUGAACAGACUUGAUUCAUAUAUCUCUUUUGUCGUAAGUAUAUUUCUGCUGAUAUUUUAGCCUAGAAUGCGUAUUUUUAUAGUUGGGACAGAAUUCUGUCGAAUCUUUUCAUUAUCAAUACAUUCUAUGUACCACCAUUUCAGUGAUACAAAAUCUGAUUGAUGCCGGACAUUUUCUUUUUGUUUUGAUGAGUUAAUCAAAUAAAAUUUCUUCAUGGUAGACCAGAACAGCCUGCCGCCAGCAGUGGUAGAUUGAUCAUGAUGCUACCUUUAGGAGGAAUAUAUAUGUUACGGGAUGCAAGGGAAUUCGGAAGUUACUAUCCCAUCCUUUCUACCUGACCUUCUUGUUGAGGAGAGAUGCGUUUCCUUCGGGAAAAAUGUUUUCUGAGAUACUUUCUAUGGCCUUAAAUGAUGCUCUUUUAUGUUCUGUAACUAAGGUCAGCCAUCUUUCAGAUGAGAUUUUUCUUUCAGUCUGGGAGUAAGGAACUUCUGACCUUCCAUGAAAAGUAGGCCAUCCUACUACUAAUCGAUUUUUGCCCUCAUUUUUCGUACAUUAGCCAGCUUUAAUUUUUUCAUGUCUUUUCUUAUCUCAGUGUUCCUUUUAUAAAAUCAUUUUGGAUUCUUCGCCUGCCUAUUCAACUGAAAAUGUCCUUGGUAGUCCCAGAUUUUCACAUGACUAAAGAAGAAGAUCAUCCGUAAAGAUUCUUUCAUGAACUCAUCUCGUUACUCUCUUUUUAAUGGUUUCAAUUCACGUAUAGAAUUAAAGGUCACAGAAAAAAAGACUUCAGCGUGUACUAAGUGUUAAAAUAUAUUUUGUUUAUAAAGAAUUACUCGUAAGUUUGUUUGGUUUCUCUUUUUUAGUGUAGGGAAAAGUUAUCUUCAUCAUUACUUAUUGUUAUGGCUUUUUAUGCCAUUAAAGAUGGCUGCAGCUAUAGAAACUAAAAAUUGGAUUAAUAAUUUUUGGGUUAAAAGAGUAAAUUGCCUAAAUUGGGCAAUGGUGUCCUGUCCACCACUUGAUCCUACCCAACAAUCCUGAUUUUGGACCGGUAUCAACUUUUCGGAGUUGAUUCUGCUCUUAUAAAAUAUUGCAUGGAUAGUGAUAUUUCCAGUAUUUAACGUACUGAGCAGAUAGGUGUAGUGACUCGUUGGAAUUGGUGGGUAUCCUGAUGUAUGGAUGGGGUCGUGGUUAAUUUGUGUUUGCAUUUUGGGUGAUUUUACUAAAACUUAAAAUUGGGUUGCUGGUUUGAGUAAUAUAUUGCUAAAGCUUUGGUAAUAUAUUUUUCUAAUUAAAAUAAAUAAAUGAACCUUGUGCAUUCUAACAUGGUAGAUUCAGAUAAUAGUGACUAUUUGUGGAAUAUAUGCCACAACAGUGGCCUAAUUUGAAUUGCCAGUUCAGGUAGUUCAGGUAAGGUUUUGAAAAGAUACUUGGUUCACAAAUGAUAUUGUAGGCCCACCAGCUGUGGAUCAUUGGAGAAUGCUAAUUUAAGCGUUAUCUUUAUUAUUGUAAUUGGUUUAUCUCUUUAAAUUAAGAUUCCACACAUAUCGGCUACAAAAACGUAGAACAUAAAUGCAGUUUUACUAGUAAGGAUAUCUGUCCAUGUUCAUCCCAACAUUGACAUAACCUGCACAAUAAUUCAUUUCUUCCGACCUCUAAUGAAGAUGUCAGUUCCUGGCAGUCUGUAGUAGUCAAUUGCAUAAACUCACUCCAAGCACCAAAUUUAGUCCUGUGUUUUUAAAUUGUCCCUAAAUUUUGUUGAGGAUAUUGCAUUGAAAUCCUUACAUUCAGGGAUGCUGUGUUCUUCUUGUACAGGUUUCCAAAUGCCAGAAACCAAGUAGAAUGAAUUUGUACUGGUUACAGUAUACCUGUGGUGCUGUUGGUCUCUCCUUAUGUACAAUCUGGCUUUUACGCCACAGUAGACUGAUGGGAAGUUCUGAUAUUGACAACUGGGUCCGAGAAGCAAAGGAGUCCACAAAUGCAUUUUGGAAAAGUCAUGUGGAACAGCCGGUAAGUUAUUUAUUCCGUUUUUCUCUUGACGUUUUAGCAUUUCUUAGACUGUCAUUGGGGUGCUACAGUAUUCCACUUUUUAAACUUUUAGUUGUCUUCUGAAUUUGGAUUACAUCUUAAACUUGUGUGCUAAACUUAUUGUAUCGGUUUUGCACCUGAAGCAACCAAGGUGAUACUCAGCCACCCAACACUCUAGCGACCAGGAAAGAUGCUCAGCUCAGUUAUUCUUUAAAUAAACUAAAAAAUAGAGUAGUUGUUGCAUAUGAAGAUGAGUCAACUAGAUGCAUACAAAUGCAUAAUACUCAAAUUAAAACAAUUAAUGUUCUUAUCAAAGUAUUCAUCAAUGGCAUAAAUAAAAUAAAUUUGAAUGAAACAACUAGUAUAAAUUGAAAAAAUGUUUCAUGUUUGGCAUUUCAUUCAUCACAUGCUUGCUCAAGGUAAGAGCAUUGCGCAUGUCUGAAAGUACACUGUUGACCUGAAGAUAAGUUAGGAUUCAGGUUGAUUGUAAUGAAUAUCUGGUCUUGAUAGAAAUGCAAGCACCAGGCCUCUCACGUGAGCUGCCUUGUGGCUGCUUCACGUUAGCAGUGAACGUUCCAUCUUUUAAACUGGUAAAAAAAAGGAUUAUCAUCAUCCUCUUCUGCGUUUCGGUAUGCUAUCUAUUAACUAGCUUUGGUGGAUGAUAAAUACUGCUGACUUCUGUCCAGCAAAUUAACUUUUUGCUAGGAAAAUUUCUAUAAAAUUAUCCAUCUUUAUCAAUGGCUGCUUAACUGUAGUUUCCUUCCAUUAAUACAGUAGGUCCCCGCUGCUUGAAACACCAAAUAUCUGGGUACACGCUGCAGCUUGUUAUUUUAUCAGUUUCAUUCCCAUUUCGUUAGGUUGUCAAACCCUAUGGAACCCUUUUCUUUUUCAGGUUCUUUAACUUCCAGGAUGUUGUUCAGCUAUUCCUAAUUCUUCACUCACAUUGCUUUCUGUUGUAUAGAGCAGUAGGCUACGUAAUUGUCUAUACUUUUGAUAGUGCAGUCAACUUCAUGAAGGUACAUAUUUGCGGAAUUCAGAGAAACUCGACAUUUAUUUGCGAAUACAAACAAAGUGUGACCUGGUAACUGGACCCUUUAAAUCAUCUAGAGGGCCAAGGAGCGCCACCCGUGCCAUGUCUGCAUCAAUCCUGUUGUAAAUGUGACGCAAUCCUGCACUAGCGUUCCCCAAAACUUGAAAAAUCCCACUCUCAAUCCCCUUUUACGACCUUGCUCACAUAGUUGUGGGCCAUAAUCCAUGGCCAUCUUUUGUUUUUUUUUUUGAUUUUAUUGUUCAAGUGCAAGUCCAUGAAAUGGUGACGUAUGGUUGCAUGUGACCUGCUUGCCUAAGGUUAAGCCUCCCAUUGUCAAAGUUGAACUUAAUAUUUUGAGAGAGAAAGACGUUCUUAUUUACAGAUUUAUUGGUUGUUUUUAUUAUAACAGCUAUUUUAUUAUUGUAUAGUUGCUUUUUAUGUGACGAUUAUAUUUAUUUUGCUCAAGUACUUGAUCUCUCUGGAAUGUGUAGCUUUGUGGCAUAGGGACCCAUUUAUUAAUAUUCCAAAUUUUGUACAGUUUUGUGCCGUCCUUUUUACUCUAUUGUCGUCAUUUGACAGCUUCUCUCUAUAAGAGAUGAACUCUUUGAGACGUUCAGGAGGAGGCACAAAGGUGUAAUUGAGCACGAGGAUGUGCAAUUAAGUGCAAAUUCUCUUCACAGGUUAGACUCCUAAUUGAGUUUGUGCUCCCUAUUUUAUUCAUAAAUCUGUUAAGUUUGGUGUUCAGUUAUUAGCUGGUUAUUCUUGUCAUAUCCUGAAAAAUAAUUCAUCCUAUUAUCAAGUUCAACGUUCUGAGUCUUUUGCGAAACUGUGGCGACAUUGACUUCAAAUGUUUGGAUACAUGCUCCUUUUGCUGUUUUAAUUUUGUUGCUUGCUCACUAUCAUUGUAUAGGAACAAAUUCUUCCAAGAUAUCACGGUUGCUCACCUGAGCGAGGGAAAUCUUCUUCCCUCACUCCAGGGUUUCUGUACCGCAUAUGAUGGUCACACUAAUGAGCUGGGUUGGAUUAGGGAAAGUUUUCAAAGUCCUUGUUGUCUUCUUACUUGGGACAUAGUAAAGGGGCAAUCAGAAAAUUGUCUGUGAUGCUUGAUAUUUUUUUUCAUACGAACUACAACAACUGUAUAGGUGAGACUUGAACAAGCUCAAAAAAAUCCUGUGCAUUCAAGUUAAGUUAUUUAUUAUGUGACAGAUGUGCUUCUAAUGCCACUGAGAAGAAAUAGCCUUAUUAAUAAGCCUUCUUCCCUAAACUGAAGGUAUAAUCAUGUUCUUUGAUGUUGCUUUUAGUGACUCCAAUCAAGUUUCUUAUCAACCUAAUGACAGGUUUACAAGAAUGGCUAAUACAAGUAAUGAACUUAAUCGUGCAGGCUGUAACUCAAUGAAGAGGAACUCUCCAGGAUGCCCCUAAGUUAUGCAACUAAACACCCACGGUUCCGUUAGACCUAAAAUGUUUAUGAAGAGAAAUGUUCUCUGUAUAAAAAAACUGAGAAGCGUAAAUUUCGUCCUUGGAUGGAUCCUUUUUUGGAAGAUACCUCAUACCCCAUAUCAUUAUUUUCAGGGAAGUCAAUGGUUGAAACUUUAAUAAUCACGAGCUGGUAGUUGGAAAACUUGAUUGAAAGUAAUCUAACGUGGUACUGGCUGUUUCUAACUCAGAUUGGUGUGUUCAUGGAUGAAUCACCCAAUUUGAUCCUAUACCAUUACAAACUGCCGAAUAUAGUGGAAAGUAGCGGGCAUUUUCCUAUUUGCUAACCUGAUCUUGGUUUUAACUUGAAGUUGAAGAACAAGGCCUUAUAAAAGGGUAUGAUCCUCAUAAAAGUUUGUUGAAUGCAUUGAACAAACUUGUCAAAUAUGCUUUAUUCCAUAGAAAAUAUGCUUCAUUCUAUAAAGUCGUCAUUCGCAAGAACUCUCAAAUGGACUCCAUCUUAUAGACUUAUUAAAUAAACUUCAACUAUAAAAACUCAGAAAUGGGUUUUAUCUCAGGAACUUGCUCAAUGUGUUUUAUCUGUCAUCUCUCAUGGGCUUUGUCACUUAUUUAAAAUUCUCUCUAGUUGCGUAUGCAAUGGAAUUUUAUUUAUUUUACUGCGUUUUUCUAGUAAAUACUUGAAAGUAUUCCUCUUUAAACAGAUAAUUAGCGUUGAUUUCAGUCAGUAAAGAGGAUCCAAAUCUUAAAGAACCUAGAAAGCCCAUGACGGGAACAAAAAUAAAAAACUUGAAGCAAUCCUUUUGUGAGGAUGAGUAAAUACACCUUUAUUCUUUAAAUUAAGCUUUUACAACCACCGCUCAGUAGAGAUUCUCACAUUGACAAAACAUGCAUUCAACCUCAUUUCCGAAGUCAUUGUGGGUAUUCUGUCCUAUGGCGUCCAAUGUAGCAUGAUAAUUCGCCUGCCAAAUCUUGCUAUCAGCAAAGUGGAUCACUUGUUCUUUUGGGUGUAGAUGUACAUCGUUGACCACAUAAGUUCACGUUCACGUAUGUCUAGGGACUGCAAGAUCAGAUACUUUACAGGCUUUACAUUUCUACUAUACCAACUUGGUAUCUGACCAGCUAUGUCAUCAUCAUUAUCCUCAUAACCCUUACUCUGUCGUAGGCAAUCAGGCGCUCCCUAGAAUGUUCAGAUGACUACAUGAAGUUUUUUGACUAAUUGCCUUCCUAUUGGUAGCUGUGUAGCGUGUGGUAAAGGACGGUCAAGGUUAGGUUGAAUGGAAUCAGUCACACAUCAUAUGGCCAGUGGGCAAGUAGAAAUAUUGCAUCAUCCUUUGAAAUCCAGCAACCAGUAAAGAACCCAGAUGGCAACUGUACUAGACUACACUGUAUUCUAAUACGUAACGUGGGGAACCACCGAUUGCCAGGCUUGGAAUUUCACUGGAUAUCUUCACCUUAACAGACCCAUUCACCUCUCCAUAAUUCUUUUUACUUUUGCCCAAAAAUCUUUUAUUUUAAAGGGGUCAUCUUAUGGACAUCCCGUAUAAUGCCAAAUGUUAGUCCACGUAUACCAUGUCGCUUUAUCUGGUUCGUACUUAGUCUUCUUCAUCAUCAGCAAACUAUGGUUACUUAAACUUCCAGUACAUUACAUCCGCUAAAGCAGUUGUACUUUCCUAUGUUGCCUUUCAGGAUGUUAUUAGCAUUCAGUGAGCAGACAAAGGGCCAAAAGUUUCCAGAGGAUGCAUCAGAUCAGGAAAUGCUUGAAAUUGUGAUGUCUAGGUAAUUCAUCUUAUUAUAAACUACUUAUGCCAAAGCUGUUGAAUUUUAUUGUUUCCAAAUAAGCGUCUUCCUUUAUUGUAGCUAUUAACAUGGUCUAUAUUUCUUCUUUUUAUGAAACUAACUCGUGAUAUUUUUCUCUUUAUAUUUCCAAUAUAAGAAUGCACACUUGUUUAGGUGCAUGAAGAAAUCUUUCAACUUGGAUGCAAAUAUUUUCCUUGAGGGUCAUAAAGCCUGUUAUGAUUUAUAGUGAGCAGAUAGGCAUGCUUCUGCUCGUUCCCAUUCGUUGACUGGGUCCAUCAUGCUUCUUUCCCUGGUUUCAUUUCAUAUAAACUGAGCAAAGCAAGGGGAGGAUGUCCUUCCCAAAAUUUUAUGUGUCUGUACUUUUAUCCAUUUCCAUCAUUUGGAGAACCUAAAUUUUGAUGGAUGCUCUUGUAGGGUAAAUUAAGGAAAUGUACCUUCCAUGGUUUACUGAUCCUUCUGAUCUUCAUUUGCAGUCCUUUUUCAUCAGAUGUUAGCAUGCUUAAAAUUUUAUAUUUUUUUUUUUAUCAAGUUUUAAGGAUAGUAAGCAAAAUAUUAGAGUAUUUGAGGAAGUAUGCAGACUAUAGAUCAUGGGGUGCAAAUAUGUCUUGUACGUGGUCAGAAGGAUCAAUAUUAUGUCAUUUUAUGCAGCGGUUCCUUGCUUCAUUUCAGGAUACCCACAUAUACUCCUAAAUAACAGUUGUAUUGAACCAAAUUGUUAUAUGAAUUUUGCGUUCGUCAGGGACAUCUUCUUGGUUUUGAAUGGAUCAGUAAGUUUACAUUACUGACUCAAUCAAUGAACUUGCAUCUGUUUAUGAAUUUAACCCAGUAUGAUAAACUUUAUUCAAAUCGUGAGGAGUUGAAUCAAGUCUUUUGAUCAAUUUUCUUGAUAUAAUGUGUCUGUCAAUGAUACUCGCUUAGUAAGCUGCUGGCAGCACUAUUGAGGAGAUAGACGAGUUAAGACUGAAAUUGGAUUUUUUGUUUUCUUCGCUUGGGUUGGAUGCCAAUUGUGGUUGAUUUGUUUUGGAAUCUCUUCUUUUGGUUAAACUUCUGUCAAGGGCUGGGGCCUUAUUUCAUCUGCUCCUCAUAACUUCAGUAAAAAGUUCAUAAGGUGUAGUUCAGGGAGUAAGUUUGUAAAUUAGUGCCUAAUGCUAGCCAAAGCUGCAUAACGCAGCCAAAUGUCGCUUACAGGAGAUGCGAAAUGCUCUGUGUUUACCUUCCAUUUUAACACAGUCAUUUGAUCAUCUCACUAUUUUUUUUGAACGGUAGUUUCUGAUUGAUGAGUGCUCUAGCUAGCAAAAGACAAUAAGGAUCUUGAUUAUGUUGAACAUUCACACAUGAAUCCUUGUAUAAUGUCUUUUCCAAUAUCCUUUGCUUCUUGACGUGAUAUUGGUUACAUUUGCUGAAUUUACUGGCAAUAAGCCCAUUCAAUUCAAUAUGGAUCAGAAUCAGAUGGCCUGUUUAAGAGCCCCUUGUUGUUUUGCUUCCUGUUUAGUUAGGAGGAAAAUUAAUUUUAGUCAAAAGUUUCGUGGAUUUGCUGAGAGGGCUAUGAGAAGCUACCUCAGUACAUGUUUGCAAUUGAUCCAAGAAGUUGCAUGAUAGGGACAGUGAACUAUGCUUUUGUUCUGUCUUUCAUUCGUUGUAUGUUUCUGGCCUCCUGUAUCUUACUAUACAAAUCUUAUUUAACAUUUGUUUUCACCUUCAGAUAUGAGAAGGAGCUGAUGCAUCCACUUCAAAAUCUAAUUGGUGGUGAGCUUCCCCGUGCUUUGCUCAUUCAGGUACGACUUCGGAUUUGUUGCCCUGCUUUACAUUUAUGCAAAAUUCACUUCGGUCACCCAUGCUACCUUACAAUUGCAGGUUCAGAAGCUCAAACUUGAUGUUGAGACGUAAGUGAUGUAUCUUUCAUUUUACUAUUCUGUCAAAGAAUUGGUUCUUUUCCAAUUGACUUUGAAUGAUUUUUCUCCUUGCCAGAGCUAUGCUGGAACUAGAUCAGAUUCUUAAAGCAAACGAAAUAAACUUUGCAAUUCUCGCUGCUCUCCCAGCCUUCUUCCUCUCUGUUCUUUUGGUCAUGCUGGUACGAGCUUGGUUAAGAAAGGUGAGGAAAUUAUUCCUUAUGUAUAUGUGUUAUCUUGUUUUUCGCUUAGUGCCCAUGGAGAAGUUUCCUUUGAUAUGCUAACCUAAACAUGUGUUGAUUUGUUACAUGGUUCAAUCCAUGUCAGGGGUUUCUUUUUUUUUUAUCAUGAUUUCUUCAAACAUUUUAAUUCUAUAUAUGUUAAAAUGGAUUCUAAUGUGCACGAUUUUUAGGGAGUUGCAUGAAAAUCUCAUUUUUUUAUUCCUAUGGUGACAAAGAUGAAUAACAUUGCGACCCAUAAUCUAGUUUUCAUGAAUUAUCUCCAGUAAAGUAAAAAAAUUGUGCCUAAAGGUUGCGUUGAUAGCGUUAUUUUGACUUGCUUCAUCAAAUCUGGGAUUCUAUGGUGAUUCUAUGGUAAUCCCCUUGUUUAUUCAGGACAAAGGGGCAGAGGGUCGUGGAAGAGCAGCCCGUAUCCAAAGAAGACUUCUUGUUGUUGACGUUGAGAAAAAGAUAAUGCAGUUUCAGAUGUGCAUGGAUCAAGGACUGGUAAAUAUGUUAAACCCUAACCAAUCAUCUCCUCAUCGAGUCAGUCGUUGUUUCAACAAGUAGUGCAGUUCAUGUUACUGACAGUUUUCCAACAGUUCGUACUGAUUUUGUCACACUGGAAUCGUGUUCUCUUUUUUACUAUUUAAAGCAUACUGAGAUAUUUUCGUCUCAAAAAAUGCUUCAAUGUGGGCCUCAGGAAAUGAUCAGCCAGAUGCAAUAAUUUUUAGUUCCGGUGAAUGUAAAAAUAAUUCUAAAAUAAGUAAAGGAGUGAGGACUGUUUUUAUACUCUACUGUGACGAUAUAUAUCAAAUCAUCCGAAUGUUUGAUCACUAUCUGAGUAGAAAAGGGUAAGAAUUCAUAAACGAGCUGGAAAAUGGUCUCGUCAAUUAGUCAACCUUAUGAUUUUAUGCUUUGUCACAAACCCCUAAACCCCAUAAACCCUGAACAACUUCUGCUGGAUCUGACAUGGAGCCUCUAUUUACCAGGAAGAAGAUGCCCGGUGCAUAUUUGGCUUAGUCCUUUACCAGCUGGAUCGCCUCUACAAAGCUGUAGAAGGACACGCCAAGGCAACCAGUGAAUGGUCGAGGUUUGGGAUAUCAACUUGCUUUCUUCUUGUUCACACUAAUGUGCUUAUUUUUCUAACUCAGAAAAAGCUCAAUUGCUCAUUCUCAAUUCAGAAAUAAAACCGCAUUCAAUUUCUCAGCCAAAGUCCCCUUUUUUAUAGCUUGAAACGCGACAUCAUUGACCUCGGGAAGCCUGGAUUGCCGACCCCAUACAAGCUGGCGUUGACUUCCCGAAUCGGGCAUGUCUAUGACUGCAUGCUUCCAUCCCCCAGGCGGGUCUGA
Messenger RNA from Spirodela intermedia, 12943 nucleotides. Lineage: Eukaryota; Viridiplantae; Streptophyta; Magnoliopsida; Alismatales; Araceae. The record is from the annotation of a GenBank genome assembly.